AUGUAUGAUUUGCUUCAAAUAUUGGUACUGAGCUACUGGAUUGGAAAGCCCUUUGGAACCAAGGUUUUUAGCAACAAGGGUGGUUUUAUUUACUUGUUAGCUCCAACUCCUGAAUUGUGGGCUUUGGUUCCAAGUCACAGGAUCCAGAUUCUCUAUAUUGCUGAUAUUAGCCUUGUCAUCAUGUACUUGGAAAUAGUUUCUGGUUGUUUGGUUCUGGAAUCUGGGACUGGAAGUGGAUCUUUAACUACAUCACUUGCAAGGGCCAUUGCUCCUACAGGGCACGUCUACUCAUUUGAUUUUCAUGAAUAA
Molecule: messenger RNA, 309 nt
Organism: Juglans microcarpa x Juglans regia
Lineage: Eukaryota; Viridiplantae; Streptophyta; Magnoliopsida; Fagales; Juglandaceae
Product: tRNA (adenine(58)-N(1))-methyltransferase catalytic subunit TRMT61A-like
Exons: 1
Coding region: 1-309 (102 amino acids)
Biological process (GO): tRNA methylation
Cellular component (GO): tRNA (m1A) methyltransferase complex; nucleus
Source: RefSeq, a predicted model, not a curated record